GGGAGCACUUAUGUCUUGAUCACAUGCGGUGAGAAUAAUCAACAUCCUAUAAGGUUGUACGAUGUGGCCCGCAAGUCGGGACAUGCUAUCGCCGAAACAACGCUCGAGCCAUCAGCCUCACAGGUCGCUACUUUUGAAGCCACAACAGCCACUUUCUCUUCUGAAGGUCGCCUCCUUGCGGUGGCACGCUCAGAUAAUGCCGUGCACAUGUACGACAUUCGCGCGCUAACCAAAGGACCCCUUGCCGCAUUCAGACAUGAGGAGUUAGAUGCAGUAGGUUCGACCGGGUAUGGCGCUGUUCAUGCAUGCUGGGUCGAGGGGCGGGAUCGGCGGCGAGUUGGCAUUGUCAGCGGGGGCAACGACGGGUGUGUGCGAGUAUGGGAUCCGUUGAUUGCCUCGUCGGACAAGUCCCAGGGUAAAGUGCUAGCGCGCACAGAAUUCGAUGUCGCAUACUUUUCCAUGGGUGAUAUGUGGAUGGGAGAGAAACCGCUCGUUCUUGGCCAUUGUGGUGGAGGUCUCUAUGUUUAUGACCGCUUGGAUGCUGACGGCCUACCGAUAUGUUGA
Suillus discolor is the source of this 564-nucleotide messenger RNA. RefSeq lists its product as uncharacterized. The transcript has 2 exons. Gene Ontology annotation, molecular function: protein binding. Lineage: Eukaryota; Fungi; Basidiomycota; Agaricomycetes; Boletales; Suillaceae. The record is from RefSeq and is a predicted model, not a curated record. The annotation marks the transcript as partial.